AUGCCUCCCUCCCAACUCAAGAGGUUGAAAGCAUCUCUGCGCGAGCAAGGAGUUGUUGGACCCCAGCAGUCUAAGAAGCAAAGAAAACAAAAUGCGCAAAACGGAGUCAGCAAGGAAAAGAGGGUCCACAAGAAGGUGGCUCUCGAGGGAAUCCGAGAACAGUUCAACCCGUUCGAAUUCAAGCUUGCUGGAAAGGCCCCCAAAUUCGAAGUUACAACAAACAGAAAAACAAGCGCAGUUGUGAGGAGACCAGGUGUGGCGAAGGGACUGGCUGAAGAGAGGUUAGCUAGAGCUUACGAAGAAGAUGUACAACGUAGGAAAAAGGUGGGAGGGAUUGUAGACAAGCGUUUCGGAGAGAAUGAUCCUACAAUGGCCCCAGAAGACAAGAUGCUAGAACGAUUUACAUUGGAAAAGCAACGCCGACACAAGAAUAGUUCUGCUUUCGACUUGGAGGAUGAUGUUAUGCCAGGGGAGCUCACACAUAUGGGACAAUCACUUUCUCUGGAUAGCCCGGCUCUUAAAGAUGAUUUUGAUGAGAAGGAUUUAGAGCUAUCAGACGAAGAGGAUCACCCUUCAGACGAUGAGCAGACACGGAAACGAAGAAGAUCGUCGGCUGGAGAGGAUGAGGAGGAUGAGGAGGAGGAUGAAGAACGGCCAGAACGGAAGAAAUCGAAGCAGGAGGUCAUGAAGGAAUUGAUUGCCAAGUCCAAACUUCACAAGUACGAACGGCAGACUGCUAAGGAUGACGAUGAAGACCUGCGAGAGGAGCUAGAUCUGGAGAUGUCGGAUAUUCAUGCACUCUUACGAGGAGCUGUUCCCAGGUCGCAACCUCCGCCACCAGCAUCAGGUCCAGGAAUGAACCCAGAUCGUGCAGCAUUGCUCAGCGGAACGGAUAAAGGCAAGCUUGACAAAGACUAUGACUUAGGGUUAAGACAGAUGGCGCAAGACAAACGAUCUCAACCAACAGAAAGAACCAAGACAGAAGACGAGAGGAUUGAGGAGGGGUCGAGGAAGCUGCAAGAGUUGGAGGCGAAGCGACAACGUCGCAUGGAAGGCGCCCCUGAAAGUAGCGACGAAGAAGAUGCUGCCGCCAAUGACGGGGAUGAAGAGGAAGAAGACUUUGGACUUGGUUCCGGCCUCAAGGCUCGCCCAACAGCGGCAGAGAUAGGAAUCGAAGACGAAGAUGAUUUUCUCAUUGACGAUGAUUUGGUGGCCAGCGGCUCGGAUUUGGAGCUUUCAGAAGGCGAUUCGUCCGACGAGGAAGCAGAGGAAUUGGACAAUGAUGAAGAAGAUACAGACUUUUUGAAAAGUCUACUCACGGAAGAGGAGGCCAGACGACCCGAAUUUCUCACAGGUGCCAACGGCCCGCUACCGGAGGCGGAAAUGCCAGAACAAAAUGGCGUGAACGGGGAUUUAGCUUAUACCUUCAAGUGUCCCCAGUCCCAUGAAGAGCUUCUGCAGAUCACAAGGGGUGUAUCAGUGUUCGAUUUACCAACUGUUGUACAGCGGAUUAGGGCUCUCUACCACCCCAAGCUCAACAGCGAGAACAAGGCGAAACUGGGAAAAUUUGCCGUAUCUCUUGUAGAUCACAUAUCCUAUCUUGCAAAUCAACCGCAACAACCUCCGUUUCUCAUCUUAGAGACCCUAAUUCGACACAUCCACUCGUUAGCAAAGACUUAUCCCGUCGAGAUCGGAAAUACAUUUAGAAGCCACCUCCAAGCGUUUGGCGAAUCACGAUCUUUGUCUCCAACUGCAGGAGAUUUGGUGGUUCUCACUGCCAUUGGUACUGUUUUCCCAACCUCAGAUCAUUUCCAUCAAGUCGUUACUCCAGCUAUCUUGACCAUGACUCGAUAUCUCGGCCUAAAGAUACCUCAGACUCUAUCAGACUAUUCUACAGGGGCAUAUAUUUGCACGCUAUGUCUGCAGUACCAGCGGAUAUCAAAACGAUAUGUUCCGGAAGUGAUGAACUUUAUCGAGAAUACGCUUUGCGUAUUGGCACCAACAAAGCUUGCAAGACUGCCUGGGAACUUUCCAUUGCAUGAGCCAAAGGCUUCAGUCAGAAUAGCUGGUACUUCAAAAUCAACUAGGCGGCUUACAAUCUAUGACUGUAUUCCUCGAGAACAUUCGGGCGACGAUGAAACGUCACUCAAAGCAGCCCUACUAGAAACUAAUCUCAGUCUUCUCGAUGCAGCUGCAGAUACCUGGGUGGACAAGUCAUCAUUCACAGAAGUGUUCACACCCGCCUCCAAGAUCCUCCAGCACCUUUCAAGCAAGGCCUGCCGCCCCACACUCUCCCCAAUCACACAAACCCAUCUCACCAAACUGACCCAAAAGCUCACCAUCCUCCUCAAGAAUGCACACAUGACCCGUCGUCCCCUAGAACUACACCACCACCGCCCACUUGCCAUCAAGACCGCAAUCCCCAAAUUCGAAGAAUCCUACAACCCAGACAAGAAGCACUACGACGCGGACAAAGAACGCGUCGACGCUGCGAAGCUGAGGAAGGAAUUCAAGCGCGAGAAGAAGGGCGCAAUGAGGGAGCUGCGUAAGGAUGCCGCUGUUGUUGCGAGGGAGAGUCUUCGGGAAAAGAGGGAGAGGGAUGCCGCGUAUGAGAAGAAGUAUAAGAGGCUUGUGGCGGAGAUUCAGGGGGAGGAGGGGCACGAAGCGAAGGCUUAUGAGAGGGAGAAGGAGUGGCGGAAGAAGGGGAAGAAAUGA
Molecule: messenger RNA, 2715 nt
Organism: Lachnellula hyalina
Lineage: Eukaryota; Fungi; Ascomycota; Leotiomycetes; Helotiales; Lachnaceae
Gene: nop14
Product: putative nucleolar complex protein
Exons: 2
Coding region: 1-2715 (904 amino acids)
Biological process (GO): maturation of SSU-rRNA
Cellular component (GO): small-subunit processome; nucleolus; Noc4p-Nop14p complex
Source: RefSeq, a predicted model, not a curated record